AGGGAAGGAAGGAAGCUGGGAAGGAGCGAGCAAGCGGGGGCGCGAGGCGUUUACCUGGAGGCAGCGGCUGGGGCGCGCAGAGCGGCCGCGGCUCCCCCGCACCUGCGGCCAUGGAUGAGGAGCGCGCCCUCUACAUCGUCCGGGCCGGCGAGGCGGGGGCUAUCGAGCGGGUCCUGCGGGAUUACAGCGAUAAGCAUAGGGCUACUUUCAAAUUUGAAUCAACAGAUGAAGAUAAAAGAAAGAAACUCUGUGAAGGCAUAUUUAAAGUCCUUGUAAAAGACAUCCCAACAACAUGUCAAGUGUCCUGCCUGGAAGUUCUCCGAAUUCUUUCCAGAGACAAAAAGGUUUUAGUUCCUGUAACAACUAAGGAAAAUAUGCAGAUAUUGCUGCGACUAGCCAAGCUAAAUGAAACAGAUGAUUCUUUGGAGAAGGUGUCAGAGUUCCCAGUUAUUGUGGAGUCUUUAAAAUGUCUAUGUAACAUAGUGUUCAACAGUCAGAUGGCACAGCAGCUCAGUCUGGAACUUAAUCUUGCUGCAAAGCUUUGUAGUCUCCUAAGAAAGUGCAAGGACCGAAAGUUUAUCAGUGACAUUAAGUGCUUUGACUUGCGCUUGCUCUUCCUCCUGUCACUUCUGCACACCGACAUCAGGUCACAACUGCGCUAUGAGCUCCAGGGACUACCGCUGCUAACCCAGAUCUUGGAAAGUGCCUUUAGCAUCAAGUGGACCGAUGAGUAUGAAUCGGCCAUAGACCAUAAUGGACCUCCUCUCUCACCUCAGGAGACAGACUGUGCCAUUGAGGCCCUCAAAGCUCUCUUCAAUGUGACAGUAGACAGUUGGAAGGUGCAUAAAGAGAGUGAUUCUCAUCAGUUCCGUGUCAUGGCAGCUGUUCUUCGCCAUUGUUUACUAAUUGUAGGUCCAACUGAAGACAAAACAGAAGAGCUGCACAGCAAUGCAGUCAACCUUUUAAGCAACGUUCCGGUCUCUUGUUUGGAUGUUCUCAUUUGUCCGUUAACCCAUGAAGAAACAGCGCAAGAGGCAACCACUCUAGAUGGACUGCCUAGUGAUAAUACAGAUGAGAAAGAAACAGUGUCGAAAAACAAUACCAUGGUAUACAAUGGUAUGAAUAUGGAAGCUAUUCAUGUUUUGCUCACUUUUAUGGAGAAGAGAAUAGACAAGGGAAGCAGCUAUAGAGAGGGUCUAACUCCAGUUCUCAGCUUAUUAACAGAAUGUUCCCGAGCCCAUCGAAACAUCAGAAAAUAUCUCAAAGAUCAGGUUUUACCACCAUUGAGGGAUGUGACAAAUCGGCCUGAAGUUGGCUCAACUGUGAGAAAUAAGCUGGUCCGCCUCAUGACACACGUUGACCUUGGAGUCAAGCAAAUUGCUGCUGAAUUUCUUUUUGUCCUUUGCAAAGAGAGAGUGGAUAGCCUGCUGAAAUACACUGGCUAUGGAAAUGCUGCAGGACUCUUGGCGGCCAGGGGCCUCUUGGCUGGAGGAAGAGGAGAUAAUUGGUACUCAGAGGACGAGGACACAGACACUGAAGAAUACAAAAAUGCAAAACCAAACAUUAAUCUUAUCACUGGUCAUUUAGAGGAACCAAUGCCAAACCCCAUAGAUGAAAUGACAGAAGAACAAAAAGAAUAUGAAGCCAUGAAACUUGUCAACAUGCUUGAUAAACUUUCCAGAGAGGAGUUGCUUAAACCAAUGGGACUAAAACCUGAUGGGACAAUAACGCCUUUGGAGGAAGCACUCAGUCAGUACUCAGUCAUCGAAGAGACCAGCUCCGACACGGACUGAAAGCAUCACCUGCUCAACUCUCAAUAUUGCUUUUAUCAGCAUCUUUUCUCUGUAGCUCCAGGGGAAUCUUUUCUCUAAAACAUUUAUGCCCUUGCUUUGGCUAGAAACACAUUAACUGGUUUACUCAUUGAGAAUCCAGCAUAUUUAAGAGGUGAUCCUGUGUUUUUGCAAUACCGAGGCAUUCACACCGAGCUGCGGUUAGCCGGCCAGGGGCUAGACACAGGAAGGAGUAAUUCCAUCUCGUUGGGGUGGGACUGAAGGGCCUCACGCUGCAGAGCAGCCCUGGUUGAAGCUGGCAGUUGUUUGCCAAGAUCCUUAGCAGCAGAUUAGCAGUGUCUUCCUCUCACUUUUGUGAGCUGCCCUUUCUGAAUCUCUUCAGCAGGCAGGAAGGCACAGGAGAAGCGAAAUGAAUUCCUACGUAAGGGCCGAGCAAGUUAGACCAGCAUUUUUAAAUCAGGACUGACUAAUGGAAGCCAAGCAGCUGCUCCAUAAACCUAGCCCCAUUCUUCAUUUCGAUUUUGUAAAAAUAUGCAGGAGUGCACAUACAAACACACACACAGCCCAGACCUGCAAGCUCGUUCACUCAGAGUUUGCAUGUCGCUUAUGUAGAACUUCAGAAUACAUAUCUCCUAUCGAGUCAUGAACGAUGGUUUAGUUCUGAGGCAGCUAUACAUGCCUAUUUAUUCCCUCAAUACCUGAACACUAGAACCAUAGAACUGAACCCCCUCUGUACCGUUGCACAGGGAGCGUGCAUUCUGAGGUCUGCGCUUGGGUGCCAGAGAGCACAGGGCCUGCAGCUCAGCAGAGUGCAGGGCGCUUCCGGUGCUGGGAGCGCGGCAGUCUGCUGCGGUGCGGAGUCCGCAGCGCCCGUCUGUGCAUACAGGUCAUUCCCACGUCACAAAUUGGGGGUGGUGUGUGUGCUUGUAUGUGUGCUCUGCCUUUGUACCACAUGUGAUCAGUUUAAUGGUAACUUUUAUUUAUUUAAAAAAGAAACACAUGGUUACUAUUAAACUGAUUAAUAAGGCUGUUCAUUUUUAUUUUUAGAAUUGGUCAUAAGUAGAAAAUGAACCAUACAUAGACCUUGGGCCUAGCUAAUCAGUGGCCACAGUUGAAAAGGGGUUGGUUUCCUUUUAUGUGUGUAUGUGUGUGCACAUACAGAUGGACACGUGUGUGUAAGUACACACAUAUAUACACAUAAGAUUAUGUGCUUAACCACUGCCUUUUAAAACUUUAAAUAAAACAUUGGGGUUGAUUCAAUUUAGCCAUCUGUGUGUGUUUUUUUAUAGAUACAUUUGUUAAACCAAACUCUGUCAGUUUAUGCUAUUUUAAAAGUGCUUUACAUCCGUCUCACUUAUCCUACGAGCCUUUUUAGGAGAGGGAAAGUACACGGGGUAUCAGUGGAAAGAUCCUUUAUCCAGAAGCCACUUCUCUGGCAAAACAACAAAUCAGGAAUUGAGCUUUAAAAGGCCUUUUAGCUGCCAAGAGAUGUCACAUAAUUUUUGUAAGUUGUAGGAAAGAUCCUCAAGAAUAUCACUUUUUGCCUUUUUACUAAAAUUUGCAUACAUUUCUAACACAUUUAGGUAUCUAGUUUUCAAGCCCACAAGAGAAAUGAUGAAAGAGGAGGGUAGGGUGGAAGCAGAGCAGCAAAAAACUGAAAACUAAAUAGGAAGAUGGGAAAAUCAAGACAAUUUGAGGCACAUCUAGGGCGAUGUUUCCAAAAAGACCCUGACCCGGUACAACACAAAUGGCCACAGACUCAGUUCUCACAGUGAUGUUCCACUCCUGCAUUUAUUUUAAAAAAUCCAGAAUGCUCCCUCAACAGGAAGAAUGUAACACAUUUUAGGAGUUUCACUAAUACUUGGAGGAAAAGUGGGUAACCCAUGUUUUAACAACAGUAAAUAGAAUGAAUUUUGGCAAUUCAUAAUUUUAGAUUAAGUGAAAAAAGUUUAGAAAAGUAUUUUUGUUACUUCAUUCUACAAAUGCAUUUUUAAAGUAUUUUUAUAGCUUUGGCAUGACUGUCUGCUUCCUAAAUGGAGACAUGUCUACUGAAACCCCAUCUCGCCCGCUUGAUGCAGUUAGUGUGUGAACCGCCCUAUUGUACUAGCUGUGCGCUUCGAUUUUCGGUGACUUCUGUUUCAUUUUGAUUUCCCUGCACUGGACAUGAAGUUCUGCUUUUGAAGGAACAAUUUGUGGGAGAAGAGGAGAAUGGCCUUGUCUUGCACAUAGAAAGAGAAUGGACAUCUGUUGAGUGCUAACUACAUGCUAGGUUUUUUAUGUGUUACCUCAAUCCCAUCACAUCUCAUGAGAGAUCAUCUCUGGAAAGCAUACAUGACCCGACACGACACAAAUCAGAGUGGGGCUCUAGUGGUCCUGACUCCCAGCACCCCUUCCUCCCCGCCCCCCCCCCCCCAACGUGGCUCACCUAGGCCUGCAGUGUGCCUCCUGGAAUCUGGAAUGCUGGGAGAAUUGUGAUUCUCAGGCCAUUUUAAGCAAUAAUUAUUUCAGCAGAACAGGUUUAAAGAACUCCUAAGGCAGGGAGGGAACCUGGAGUUAACUGUGAAUGGGAAACUUGCUCAGUCACUACUCAGUUUGACAAGGGCCUGGCAGCCUUCAUGGCAGAAGCCAGGGCUGCAAGCCCCCCAGGCACCUGCCCAACACUGGCUGGCAGUGGAGGGAAAGCACGCCCAGCCGCCCGCUGUCCACACCCUCUGACCUCUGAAACAGGAUAUGAGGAGUGUGUGCUAGAAUAGGCCACUUGAGCUGCUGCUCUUAGAGCACCAACAGGCCCUGGGCCCUUUCACACACCCAGUGGUCCUGGGAGGUGGGUCAGAGAGGAGGGUGCUACCGCUCCCCACAGAGGCGGCACAGCCCAGGUUCAAGCAGGAGCUCUCCCUGUACUUCAGCAGUCUCGGUCUCCCACACUGAUACCACCUAUUCUGAUUCUCCCCCUUCCCCUCCGUGUAAAAAUAAUACUUACAUUGUGGAAAGUUUGGAAAAAUGCAGAAAAUAAAAACUUGCCCAAAGCCCACCUCUUUAAGAUAGUCACUGUAAUGUUUUGGUGUAUUUACGUCUUGUGUUUUUCUAUGCCUAUAUAAUUUAUUUUGCUACAAGACUGGGAUCAUGCUGUAUUACAGAUUUGUAUCCUGCUUUCUUUAACAUACUGUGAGCAUUUUCCCAUGCCAAUAAAUAUU
Condylura cristata (star-nosed mole) is the source of this 4984-nucleotide messenger RNA. RefSeq names its product RIC8 guanine nucleotide exchange factor B (gene RIC8B). Bases 111 to 1793 code for a protein of 560 amino acids. Gene Ontology annotation, cellular component: plasma membrane; cytoplasm. The record is from RefSeq and is a predicted model, not a curated record. Gene Ontology annotation, molecular function: G-protein alpha-subunit binding; guanyl-nucleotide exchange factor activity. The transcript is spliced from 10 exons. Gene Ontology annotation, biological process: G protein-coupled receptor signaling pathway. Lineage: Eukaryota; Metazoa; Chordata; Mammalia; Eulipotyphla; Talpidae.